This is a messenger RNA of Helobdella robusta, 1164 nucleotides long. RefSeq lists its product as hypothetical. NCBI's taxonomy places the organism in Eukaryota, Metazoa, Annelida, Clitellata, Rhynchobdellida, Glossiphoniidae. The transcript is spliced from 4 exons. Bases 1 to 1164 code for a protein of 387 amino acids. The record is from RefSeq and is a predicted model, not a curated record. Gene Ontology annotation, molecular function: catalytic activity.
AUGGCAUUAAAUACAUUAGUUAAUUCUGUUGAUAGAAAUAUUGUCUUUAAUGAUUUGUUAUUUUAUAUAAUCAACAAAAUUGAUAUUUUCGAUAAUAAGAACUUAUUGCAACGGAAUUGGGAAAGCAUGUUGAAAUUAAAGAAAAGAAAGCUUCAAGGUUCCAAAGCUAGCCCAAAAGCUGAGGUCGAAGAUAUUGUUAACUUAUUGAAAUUAGCAAAAGAAAAAGGGGUUUUUGAUAAAUUGCAUUUGUACUCGGCCGGGAGCCUGAAUUUUCCAGAUUUUUCUGGUAAAGAAACUAUCGAUGGUCAAAAUUUGUUUGAAAAGUUCAUGGUUGCCGUUAAACCAAACGACCAGAUUAUGCACAAUGAUAAAAAUUCAACAAGUACAAAAAUUGAUUCACUAGCAAAUUCCAUAGAAAAUCUUUCCGCUAAAUUUGAAAAUAUUAAAAUUCCUAUGGCGUCGCAUGAUACUUCCCAUGUUGCUCAGCACCAAAUGUCGUCACUACAUCAACGUCAGUUUCAACAACAGCCACAGCAUGAAUCAGAAUUUAAUGCUGAUGUUAUUGCUAUCACAGAAACAUGGCUUAAUGAUUCAUCCGCACAUUCAGAGCAGAUUAAAAAUUACAAUUUUUUAUUUAAAAAUCGCCUAGCCAGACAAGGAGGUGGUGUUGGAUUUUUUGUCCGUGAUGAUCUUAUCUAUAUAACUAGAGAUGACCUAACUUUGAUAAUGGAUGAUAUUGAAAUAAUGGCCAUUGAAAUUAUCCGUAAAUCUAAAAACAUUAUAGUGUUUGUGAUGUACAGGCCACCUAAUAUGGAUGCUUCAAAUUCUAUUGAACUCAUUCAUGAUUUCAUAAAUAAAACUAAACGAACAAAUAGAAAAAUUACCUAUAUCACAGGCGACUUUAACAUAGAUUUGUUAAAAAAUGAUUGUCGCAAUAUUCAAUUAGAUUUUUCAAAUAUGUUGUCAUAUAACAAUCUUGUACCAUUGGUCACAAAUCCUACGAGAAUAACUGAUCAUUCGGCCACCCUAUUAGACAAUAUAUUUACAAACGAUUUUAAUUCGCAUUUUUCUGGAAUUUUUGUAUCUGAUAUAUCGGAUCACUUGCCGAUAUUUUCAUUUUCUAAUUUUGAGAAUGAAGUUGAUAAUGUUGGUGGGUUUGACUAA